CAAACAGACAGGUUAGAGCCGUUUAGGGUUUAAGCAGAAUCUAGAAAUUAGCAGUUAGAGACACUGAGAAGCAGCAGCUCUCUUCCUCAGCUGCUGUGUGUUUAGGCAAAGAAUAAAAUGGGGGCAGACAAAGGGAAGAAGCAGAAAGUGGAUGAGGAAAACAACAAUAUUAUUGAUGAAAAGCUCAUUUUUUCCAUUGAAAAAUUGCAAGAGAUACAAGACGAGCUCGAGAAGAUCAAUGAAAAAGCAAGUGACGAAGUGUUGGAAGUAGAACAGAAGUACAACAAGAUCCGCAAGCCUGUCUAUGAUAAGCGAAAUGAUGUCAUUAGCUCUAUUUCUGACUUCUGGUUGACUGCUUUUUUGAGUCAUCCUGUUCUUGGUAACCUUCUCACUGAAGAGGACCAAAAGAUUUUCAAAUUUGUAAGUUCUAUUGAAGUGGAAGACUCAAAGGAUGUGAAAUCGGGUCAUUCAAUCACGUUUAACUUUAAGCCCAAUCCUUAUUUUGAAAAUUCAAAGCUCUCAAAGACGUAUACCUUCCUUGAAGAUGGACCUACAAAAAUUACAGCUACAACAAUAAAAUGGAAAGAAGGCAUGGGCAUUCCUAAUGGAGUUGCUGACAAGAAGAAAGGAAACAAGCGGUCCCUAGCUGAAGAAAGGUCUGCUAACUUUUAUCUAGCAUUUCUAAGGGUUUUGAUUUCNGUUGCUGAAAUAAUCAAGGAUGACUUGUGGCCUAACCCUCUCAAUUAUUUUGACCAUGAGCCUGAUGAAGAAGAUAUUGAAGGCGAUGAGGGAAAGGACAGCGGAGGCUCUGAAGAGGAAGAUGAAGAUGAUGAAGAUGAAGAAGACGAAUGAACUGUUGGUAGACCUUGUGUUUGAUUUGAGUUCUCUUCAGUGUUUCGAUUAUCAGAGUUGGUCUCUGUAAAGAGGUUUCGGAUAUUGCAGAAAAAUCGAAUGACAUAUAGUGGUGACUCUAAUUUUUAGUUUCAGUGAGCUUUUUCUCACAUUUCUCCUUUAACCUUUUCUUUGUAA
Nicotiana tabacum (common tobacco) is the source of this 1029-nucleotide messenger RNA. Lineage: Eukaryota; Viridiplantae; Streptophyta; Magnoliopsida; Solanales; Solanaceae. The record is from RefSeq and is a predicted model, not a curated record.